AUGCAGGCCGUGGAAGAGCGAGGAAGGAAAGUUUUGUCUCAUGAGGUCGACGAACUUUUAGCAAAACAUAGGCUUGAACUCUUCCGAUGUUUGGAACUAGAGGUUCUUCCCGUGCUUCCUUCGAUGCCGGCUCACCAUGUUCAGGUCAACCCUUUGCCGACCCCGCCGACUCUAGCAAGAGUGUCACAGGCUGAUGGAGAAGUCAAGCAUGCACAGACGUUGUCAGUGCUUCCGAUUGGCUCCCCUUUGACUGGUCCGCGAGUGGAGCUGGAAAUUCAAAGUUCCAGCUGA
Messenger RNA from Cladocopium goreaui, 291 nucleotides. The record is from the annotation of a GenBank genome assembly. Lineage: Eukaryota; Dinophyceae; Suessiales; Symbiodiniaceae.